Molecule: messenger RNA, 810 nt
Organism: Pneumocystis jirovecii RU7
Lineage: Eukaryota; Fungi; Ascomycota; Pneumocystomycetes; Pneumocystales; Pneumocystaceae
Exons: 4
Coding region: 1-810 (269 amino acids)
Biological process (GO): mitochondrial respiratory chain complex IV assembly; protein insertion into mitochondrial inner membrane from matrix
Cellular component (GO): mitochondrial inner membrane
Molecular function (GO): membrane insertase activity
Source: RefSeq, a predicted model, not a curated record
AUGUAUCAAACAACAAUAGCAUUGCAUCGUUUGCCAUUGCAUUUAACACAUCGGAUUUAUCGUUUUCUUCAUACCACAUCUUCAUGCUAUAAUCUCUUUGCUUUGGGAUCAACUGCACUAUAUACUGUCCAUGGCACAGGGGUACCCUGGUGGGCUGCAAUCCCGUUAACUACACUACUUAUACGCAGUGUUAUGUUACCUGUUGUUUUUUGGUCAAGAAAUAGAAUGAUUCGAUAUGCUCGUAUUAAGCCGUUGAUAAAGGCAUGGGAGUUUCAAUACAUGAAACUAAGUUAUUUUGAUUCUGAAAAGAUUAAAAAGUUGAAUCAAAAACGGAAUGAACUUUUUCAUCGCCACUCAUGUCAUCCAAUUGGGUCUUUAGUAUUGCCUUUGGUACAAAUCCCUUUGUUUUUUAUAAUGACAUUUGUACUGCGUGGCAUGUCUGGCUCGAGUUUCUUGCUGUUUUCAGGUUUAAAUGUACCUGUAGAAGUUUCUUUAGCCCACGAAGGUAUUGGAUGGAUACAAGAUUUAACUGUUUCAGAUCCAAUUGGGUUCCUUCCAGUUUGUUUAGGACUUAUUAGUCUUAUAAACAUUCAGUUAAAUUUAGAUUUUUAUAAAGAAAUGGUUUCUGUGCCGAUAUUUUUGACACGCCUUGCACAAGGUAAUGCACUAGUGUUUACGUUUGUUUCAAUGCAGGCUCCUACUGCAUUGUCUUUAUAUUGGGUAACCUCGUCUUUAUUUUCAGUUAUACAGAAUUUAGUUUUGCAUUUUGUGAAACCUCUUCCAUAUUUUCCAAGACAUUUCAAGAAAUAG